GUGAUUGCCAUUUCUCCCGCCAAAAUUGCACGCCAAUUCCACACAGCUGCAGCAGCAGUAUAAAUUGAAGCAUAACAAACUCUGAGCUCGAAUUGAGGAAACUAAUAUUAAUUAAUUCAUAUAGAAAAUCUCACACUGCAACUAUGGAUAAUCCAAGUUCACCGCCGCCAAAUAUGCCCAGCGAUGUGGUCGAGCGUCGCGAAUCGCGAGCAGCAAUGACUUCUCCUGUUGGCGACUUUGAGCCUUUCGAGAAUGAAGAUGAAAUUUUGGGCGAUCAAACAGUACGAAACGAGGAGGAGGAUGAUGGCGAGGAGCUUUUUGGCGACAAUAUGGAGAAUGAUUAUCGCGAAAUGCCUGAGCUGGAUCACUAUGAUCCUGCCAUGCUGGAUGAUGAGGAGGACUUCUCCGAAAUGUCGCAGGGCGAGCGAUUUGCAGCCGAAUCAGAGAUGCGUCGUCGUGAUCGUGCGGCUGGUAUUCAUCGGGAUGAUCGUGAUUUGGGCUUUGGUCAAUCGGACGACGAGGAUGAUGUAGGUCCACGUGCCAAACGACGUGCGGGCGAGAAGGCAGCCGUCGGUGAAGUAGAAGACACAGAAAUGAUCGAAUCUAUAGAGAACUUGGAAGACACCAAGGGGCACUCCACCAAGGAGUGGGUAAGCAUGCUGGGUCCGCGCACUGAAAUCGCAAAUCGUUUCCAAUCAUUCCUGCGCACUUUCGUUGACGAUCGUGGCGCUUAUACAUAUCGUGAUCGCAUUCGGCGCAUGUGCGAACAAAACAAAUCUUCGUUCGUGGUGGCCUACACGGAUUUGGCCAACAAGGAGCAUGUAUUGGCUUACUUUCUGCCCGAAGCACCAUUCCAGAUGCUUGAAAUUUUUGACAAAGUGGCCAAGGACAUGGUGCUCUCCAUUUUUCCCACCUACGAGCGUGUGACUACGGAAAUUCACGUGCGGAUCUCUGAGCUCCCGCUGAUCGAAGAGCUGCGCACCUUCCGUAAGCUGCAUCUCAAUCAGCUCGUACGCACCUUGGGCGUAGUCACUGCCACAACGGGUGUGCUGCCACAGCUGUCGGUGAUUAAGUACGAUUGCGUUAAGUGCGGCUAUGUGUUGGGUCCCUUUGUGCAGUCGCAGAAUACGGAGGUUAAGCCGGGCUCUUGCCCCGAGUGCCAGAGCACGGGACCCUUCUCAAUUAACAUGGAGCAAACUUUGUAUCGCAACUAUCAGAAAAUCACGCUACAGGAGUCGCCGGGUCGCAUACCUGCCGGUCGUAUACCGCGCAGCAAGGAUGUCAUUUUGCUCGCCGAUCUGUGCGAUCAAUGCAAGCCAGGCGAUGAGCUGGAAGUCACGGGCAUCUAUACGAACAACUAUGACGGCUCGCUGAAUACGGAUCAGGGUUUCCCUGUCUUUGCAACGGUCAUUAUAGCCAACCAUGUGGUGGUCAAAGACUCCAAACAAGUAGUGCAAUCGCUGACGGAUGAAGACAUUGCCACCAUACAGAAGCUGAGCAAAGAUCCACGAAUUGCCGAUCGAAUAAUGGCAUCCAUGGCGCCAUCAAUUUAUGGCCACGAAUAUAUCAAGCGGGCUUUGGCUUUGGCUCUCUUCGGCGGCGAGUCAAAGAAUCCGGGCGAGAAGCACAAGGUGCGUGGCGACAUCAAUAUGCUCAUCUGUGGUGAUCCCGGUACGGCCAAGUCGCAGUUCUUGAAGUACACAGAGAAGAUAGCACCACGUGCCGUUUUUACCACUGGCCAGGGAGCCAGCGCUGUGGGCUUGACCGCCUACGUGCGUCGCAAUCCCGUGUCCAAGGAGUGGACACUUGAGGCGGGCGCAUUGGUGCUUGCCGAUCAGGGCGUCUGCCUGAUAGAUGAGUUCGACAAGAUGAACGAUCAGGAUCGUACCUCCAUACACGAGGCCAUGGAACAACAAUCGAUAUCCAUAUCAAAGGCAGGUAUUGUCACCUCGCUGCAGGCCCGAUGCACGGUGAUUGCUGCUUCUAAUCCCAUUGGCGGUCGCUAUGAUCCCUCGAUGACCUUUUCGGAAAAUGUGAAUCUCUCGGAACCAAUUCUAUCCCGUUUCGAUAUAUUGUGCGUGGUCAAGGAUGAGUUUGAUCCCAUGCAGGAUCAGCAGCUGGCCAAAUUUGUCGUGCACUCACACAUGAAGCAUCAUCCCAGCGAAGAGGAGCAGCCUGAGUUAGAGGAACCGCAACUGAAGACUGUGGACGAGAUACCACAGGAUUUGCUUCGUCAAUACAUUGUCUAUGCCAAGGAAAAUAUACGACCUAAACUAACAAACAUUGAUGAGGACAAGAUUGCCAAAAUGUACGCGCAGCUGCGUCAGGAAUCCUUUGCCACUGGCUCGCUGCCUAUUACGGUGCGUCACAUUGAGAGCGUCAUCCGUAUGGCAGAGGCGCAUGCGCGUCUGCAUUUGCGCGAGAAUGUGUUGGAGGCAGAUGUCAGCAUGGCCAUACGCAUGAUGCUCGAGAGUUUCAUCGAGGCGCAAAAGUUCAGCGUAAUGAAAAAGAUGCGCAACACAUUCCAAAAGUAUUUGGCCUUCCAGAAGGAUCACUCAGAGCUGCUCUUCUUCAUAUUGCGUCAACUAACGCUCGAUCAGCUGGCCUACAUACGCUGCAAGGAUGGGCCCAGCGCCACACAUGUGGAGAUCAUGGAGCGUGACCUGCUGGAGCGUGCUAAACAGCUGGAUAUUAGCAAUCUGAAAUCAUUCUACGAUUCGGAACUGUUUCGAUCCAAUGGCUUCUCCUACGAUCCCAAGCGACGCACCAUUCUGCAGAUUGUGGUCGAUGGCGCUGCCUAAAAUACAGCUACCUAUUCGCCCUAUUCGAAGAGUUUACCUGAACACGUUUACCUUUUUCAUCUCAUUUAGUAUUAGAAGCGCCACGUUUAGUUUACCAUUUUCAUGUUUUAUGUCCAAUAAAAAGCUGGUUAUGCAACUAC
Messenger RNA from Drosophila hydei, 2941 nucleotides. It is a transcript of the gene Mcm2, whose product is annotated as DNA replication licensing factor Mcm2. Gene Ontology annotation, biological process: double-strand break repair via break-induced replication; DNA replication; mitotic DNA replication initiation. Gene Ontology annotation, molecular function: single-stranded DNA helicase activity; single-stranded DNA binding; 3'-5' DNA helicase activity. The record is from RefSeq and is a predicted model, not a curated record. Gene Ontology annotation, cellular component: nucleus; MCM complex. Lineage: Eukaryota; Metazoa; Arthropoda; Insecta; Diptera; Drosophilidae. The coding region runs from base 144 to 2801 and encodes 885 amino acids. The transcript has 4 exons.